Dipodomys spectabilis (banner-tailed kangaroo rat) is the source of this 1765-nucleotide messenger RNA. It is a transcript of the gene Paqr6, whose product is annotated as progestin and adipoQ receptor family member 6. Gene Ontology annotation, molecular function: signaling receptor activity. Gene Ontology annotation, cellular component: membrane. The record is from RefSeq and is a predicted model, not a curated record. The transcript is spliced from 8 exons. Lineage: Eukaryota; Metazoa; Chordata; Mammalia; Rodentia; Heteromyidae. Bases 86 to 1150 code for a protein of 354 amino acids.
GCCAAGGAAUGUGCUGGGAGAAGCAGCCAGAGAAGCGGGCGGGGCAGCCGAGUGAAGGCCACCCGGAGGCAGCACCCACAGGUCAAUGUGGAGGUGUUGCCGGGUCUGGGCCGCCAUGCUUAGUCUCAAGCUGCCGCAACUCCUUCAAGUCCACCAAGUCCCGCGGGUGUUCUGGGAAGAUGGCAUAAUGUCUGGCUACCGUCGCCCCACCAGCUCAGCCUUGGACUGUGUCCUCAGCAUCUUCCAGAUGACCAACGAGACAGUCAACAUCUGGACUCACUUCCUGCCCACCUGGUACUUCCUGUGGCGGCUCCUGGCGCUGGCAGGGAUCCCGGGCUUCUGCGCGGAGCCGUACCACUGGCCGCUGCUGGUCUUCCUGCUGCCUGCCUGCCUCUACCCCUUCGCGUCGUGCUGCGCGCACACCUUCAGCUCCAUGUCGCCCCGCGCGCGACACAUCUGCUACUUUCUAGACUACGGCGCGCUCAGCCUCUACAGCCUGGGCUGCGCCUUCCCCUACGCCGCUUACUCCAUGCCGGCCUCCUGGCUGCACAGCCGCCUGCACCAGUUCUUUGUGCCCGCCGCGGCGCUCAACUCCUUCCUCUGCACCAGCCUCUCCUGCUACUCGCGUUUCCCGGAGAUGGAGAGCCCUGGGCUUAGUAAGGCCCUCCGCACAGCCGCGUUCGCCUACCCCUUCCUGUUUGACAACCUCCCACUCUUCUACAGGCUCGGAUUGUGUUGGGGCAGGGCCCGCAGCUGUGGGCAGGAGACACUGAGCACCAGCCACAGCUACCACCUCCUCUGCGCACUGCUCACCGGCUUCCUCUUUGCUUCACGCCUGCCUGAGCGGCUGGCACCUGGACGCUUUGACUACAUAGGCCACAGCCACCAGCUCUUCCACAUCUGUGCAGUACUGGGCACCCACUUCCAGCUGGAGGCCGUGCUUGCUGAUAUGGGAUCUCGCCGAGCCUGGCUGGCCUCACAGGAGCCUCCACUAGGCCUGGAGGGCACAGUAGCCACACUGGGUGUGGCAGUAGCUGGUAACCUGCUUAUCAUUGCUGCCUUCACAGCCACCUUGCUUCAGGCCCCUAGUACCUGCCCCCUGCUGCAGGGUAGCCUGCUGGAUGUGGGAUCCCAAGCUAAACAACAGUAAAGUGCAUCUCUGACCCUAGCCUAGAGGGAUGCAGAGGCCUGGUCCCAGUACUGUAAAGGUAUCCAGAGCUGGGCCUGAGUUGGGGACAUCUCAGAGCCAAGAAUCGAUGAGGAGAGGCAAAGGAGAGAGGGCAGAGAAGAGGGAGGCCGAAGGACUGGUAGAGAUGGAGAGGGCCCCAUGGGCUUCUGAUGGAGUGGAGGAAGUAUUGAGGGUCUGCGAGGGGAGACUAUUUUCAGGCUGGGGCUGUAGGAAGGGAGGUACUGGGGCUUUUUCCUCUUGCCCUGCUUCUGGUGCUCUUGAAGUAUGUUCAGCCCAGGGAGAACUGACACAACUAACCCAGGCCACCCUGAAUGCUUCUUAAUCUGGUGUGUGUGGGGGGGAAGGGGCAGGAAGGGAGAUGGAGGGACUGGGGACAGCACGCCCUUGCCUCUACCCACCACCCAAUGUGCUCUUUGCUAGAGAUGAGUUUGUCCUAGUCACAACUGUGUGCCAGGUGUCCAGGCCUUUGGAGGGCUGGUCUGUUUGGGAGUAGAUUGAAGUUGGGAGUCCUAAGAUAGGAGGAACCCUGAUUACACUUUAGAAAGCCAUCAACCAUGUUUGGUGGAACAAAACAGA